Messenger RNA from Prorocentrum cordatum, 1653 nucleotides. The record is from the annotation of a GenBank genome assembly. Lineage: Eukaryota; Dinophyceae; Prorocentrales; Prorocentraceae.
AUGCAGGUGCGAGGUCUCGGGGGCAGGGGCGACUGGGGGGCCCGCAUGGGACUGUGCAGGGACGGACUCAUGGAGUGUCUGCGCAGCGGCCACAAGAGGGAGAUGCUGCUCACCGAACUCGACAAGGAGGUGGAGGAGGCCUACGAAAAACGGAACCUCGCCGAGAUGCACCGACUACGCAUCCAGUACCAGAGGAACGGGGCAGCACAAGCGGGGGUGAGCACAGUCGCAACCAACUAUGACGGCACCAACGCGUUUGCAGCCACCAACCGAGCUUUACUCAGAGCGGUUGCCUUUAGGCAAGCACACGAGCACGACCAGCGCUUCGCCAUGGCAGCAAUCGACCACUCCACCCUGACGCUCGAAGCUGCCGACGGCACAGUCGAAGCCGAGAGCGCCACAGGCGCCCAAAUGGGCUUCACUCUAUGCCCAAGGCAAUUCAACGACGCAUACAACUUGUACGUCACAAAAUGGUGGGAACAAGGCCGCACAGACCCAGAUCAGACCAUCCACGACACGAUCAACCCAGUCGCGGGCAACACCCACGAUUUAGCUCUCAACACGUUCAUGGACGACAUCACCUACGUGCAGACAAUACCACCCGCAGCGACGGCUGGGCAGUACAUGGUCACGGUAUCUGCCACCAAGACAGGCGGGCAAGUGGAGCUGCGGGACCAGCUGAGAUCGCUCCAGAGGCUCACUCUCCAGAACUCGAACGAGAUACGCAACUUCCUGCACGUCACGGGAGAGUUCUGGCUGACGCCACUCGAACCAGAAUGGGUGCAGGCGCCGAUGGAGACAGGCAGGGAGUACGGGCGGAAAGUAAAGCAGCUGGGCAAAGGGCACGGCCUCGGCCCACCCCACGGCCAGGUGGCGGCGAGUCUAGUCGAGGAGAUCGUGGCGGUUCUCGAUACGGAGGAGCAGCAACUAGACGCGUCUCUCCUCCACGUGAGACAGCUACUGAAGGAGUUCAUGAGCCAGCUCGACGAGCCCUGGGGACCAAUCUUCAUCACGGAGGUCUUCUUGCAGUGCAAGAUCCAGGAGGCAUGCAACAAGACGGGCGAGGACGUGGAGAUGGACAUCAAACAAUGCAAGGCCAAGCUCAUCUACACGAUCAACACGGCGCCGAGCUUCAGGGCCGUGCUGUACGACCAGAAGCUGGAGCAGGAGCAGUACGACAAGAUCGCGGGCUUCAAGGGGGACAUAUUCAAGCAGGCCCUGGGCCACGCGCUGGCGCACCUAGGGGCCACGAAGAGUCGCUCAGGAGGCCCGAAGACGGGCCUGGAGAGGGCGGUGGAGGCGCAGCUCAACAGGCGCCAGUACGACGAGCUCGACAACAUAUACACGCGCUGGACGAAGGGCCCGCACGGCUACGCUUACGACGAGGCGUUCUUCGACGGCGACCUGCAGACGGAGCCAAUGUUGGAGCCGCAGAUGGAGAUUAAGGAGCGCCAGAGCCGGUUGCGCGAGGAGUGCGAGAAGAAAGUUGGAAAGGAGGUCUUCCACAAGGCCUUCGAGUUCCUCCUGGACGCCCGCCAGCGCGGUGUGGACGAGAAGUUUGUGAAGAAAGGGUUGGAGAACAUCAUGGGCCGCGAGAACUACCGCAACCUUGGUUUGAGCAUCGACCAGCUGGUAGUGCAGCGGCUGAUGUGA